Messenger RNA from Neltuma alba, 926 nucleotides. RefSeq names its product basic leucine zipper 43-like. The transcript has a single exon. The coding region runs from base 89 to 568 and encodes 159 amino acids. The record is from RefSeq and is a predicted model, not a curated record. Gene Ontology annotation, molecular function: DNA-binding transcription factor activity. NCBI's taxonomy places the organism in Eukaryota, Viridiplantae, Streptophyta, Magnoliopsida, Fabales, Fabaceae. Gene Ontology annotation, biological process: regulation of DNA-templated transcription.
ACCAAAACUCUCUCUCUUUCCGAAUGAUCAUCAUCAACGCUUGAAAAAUUUUCUCAUCCACUUUCCUUCGUUUUCCCCAUCCAAUUCCAUGGAUUUUCUCCUCGCUUCCGACACCCCAAACACCCCCAUAAUGGAAUUUCAACUCCAAGCACUACUCUGCAACAGCGGCAACAAUUUUCCACUCCAGAAUCUCAAUGCUCAGAUUAAUCAUCCUCAUCAUCCUCCUCUUCCUCAGCUUCAAGAUUUGGCGUCGUCUCAGUCGACUUCCGAUGAAGCGGAGGAUCAGACGGCGGUGGUGGCGGCGAACGAGAGGAGGCACCGGAGGAUGAUAUCGAACAGGGAGUCGGCGCGUAGGUCACGGGCGAGGAAGCAGAAGCAGCUGGACGAGCUGUGGUCGCAGGUUGUUUGGCUGCGGAGCGAGAAUCGGCAGCUGCUGGAUAAGCUUAACCUUGUCUCGGAUAGCCAUGACCGAGCCCUUGAAGAGAAUGUUCGUCUCAAACAGGAAGCUUCUGAGCUGCGUCAGAUGCUCUGUGACAUGCACUUACAAUCCCCUGCUUCUCUUCCUUGAUCUCACCAUCAUCUAUCUCUUCUUUGAUCCUCAAUUUCUCUUUUAGAUUAAUUAAUCCACCAUAUCAUAUGUAGAGGUCAUAUAUUUUAAUAAAGUAAAUAAAUUUAGUAUUAGCUUUUUUUUUUUGGAAAAAAUCGGUAAAAACUCUGUUUGAAAAUUUUAUUGGAUAGGAAGACCUGAACUCAGGUACUGAUGACGCUUUUUGUGUAUUGAAACACAUCAAGUUCUUCUUACCAAUAAAAUUUUCAAGUGGGAUAUUUUGACCCAUUUUUUCAAUAUUUUUGAUCCCACUGCAUCUAGAUAUUUUGCCAUUUGAGUUGAUUUUGGAUAUGCCUACGUCUACACAUUCAAACAAAAA